Messenger RNA from Alternaria atra, 1554 nucleotides. RefSeq lists its product as uncharacterized. Lineage: Eukaryota; Fungi; Ascomycota; Dothideomycetes; Pleosporales; Pleosporaceae. The coding region runs from base 1 to 1554 and encodes 517 amino acids. The record is from RefSeq and is a predicted model, not a curated record. Gene Ontology annotation, molecular function: iron ion binding; oxidoreductase activity, acting on paired donors, with incorporation or reduction of molecular oxygen; monooxygenase activity. The transcript is spliced from 3 exons.
AUGACGAUUCCCAUCUACAUCGCCGGUGUUGCCGUUUUGGGGUUCUUCUUGUAUAAGUUGCUCUAUGGAACUGAUACACCGCACAUAAAAGGACUACCAGAAGUUCCCGGUCUUCCACUUUUCGGCAGCUUGUACGAGCUCGGUACGAACCACGCAAAAGUAGCGCAAGGAUGGGCGAAGAAGUACGGUCCCGUCUUCCAAGUAAGAAUGGGAAACAGGAGAAUCGUGUUCGCGAACUCGUUCGACUCCGUCCGCCAUCUCUGGAUCACAAACCAGUCCGCCAUGAUCUCUCGACCUAUGCUUCAUACUUUCCACAAAGUCGUGUCUUCAUCCCAAGGUUUCACCAUCGGUACUUCGCCAUGGGACGAGUCCUGUAAAAACCGUCGUAAGGCCGCUGCCACGGCACUCAACCGUCCCGCCGUACAGUCUUACAUGCCACUCAUCGACCUCGAGUCCACCGUCUCUAUAAAAGAACUAUUAAAUGACAGCAAGGGCGGAGAAAUCGAUCUUGAUCCGCGAGCAUACUGGCAGCGAUAUGCCCUGAACACGAGUCUGACGCUCAACUACGGAUACCGGAUAGACGGAAAUAAGGACGCGCCUCUGCUAAAAGAGAUUGUGGAUGUUGAGCGUGGUGUAGGAAACUUCAGGUCGACGAGCAACAACUGGCAAGACUAUGUGCCGCUCUUGAGACUUUUUCCUGCGCAAAGCAAUGAGGCGAUCAGCUUCCGGAAGAGGAGAGACGUGUAUAUGGACCGGCUACUCAAUACCCUGACAGAGAAGAUCGAGAAAGGUACAGAUAAGCCGUGUAUUACUGGAAAUAUCAUGAAGGACCCAGAAGCGAAGCUGAGCAGAGCCGAGAUCAAAUCUAUCUGCUUGACCAUGGUAUCAGCAGGUCUCGACACAGUACCAGGUAACCUCAUCAUGGGUAUCGCAUAUCUCGCAACACCAAAAGGCCAGAAAAUCCAGCAACGCGCAUACGAAGAGAUUAUGAAAGUCUACCCUAACAACGACGCAUGGGAACGCUGCCUCCAUGAAGAGAAGAUUCCGUACAUCACUGCUCUAUACAAGGAAAUCUUGCGAUACUGGACCGUUAUCCCAAUCUGCUUACCUAGGGUUUCAAUCAAGGAUAUCGAAUGGAACGGCGUCAAUAUCCCGGCAGGAACAACAUUCUAUAUGAACGCCUACGCCGCCGACUACGACGCAGAACACUUCAAGAACCCAGAGGAGUUCGAUCCGGAGCGCUACCUAGACGUUCCGGAUGGCGCUGGAACACCGCAUUACGGAUAUGGUGCUGGCUCACGCAUGUGUGUUGGCUCGCAUCUCGCCAACCGCGAGCUUUUUACUGCUUUCGUAAGAUUGAUCUCGGCUUUCAAGUUUACUCCACCGGUAGACCCGCGGGAUGAACCCAUCAUGGACUGCUUAGAGGCACAGGCUAUCCCAACCAGUCUGACACUCGAGCCAAAGUACUUCAAAGUCGGGUUCAAGCCAAGGAACAGGACGCUGCUAGACCAGUGGAUUAAGGAGAGUGAAGAGCGGACGAAAGAUUUGAUGUAG